Messenger RNA from Heterobilharzia americana, 945 nucleotides. The record is from the annotation of a GenBank genome assembly. Lineage: Eukaryota; Metazoa; Platyhelminthes; Trematoda; Strigeidida; Schistosomatidae.
AUGCCACCAAUUGAGCCUCCGAUAUAUUACUUUUACUUAUCAACCAAAGUAACAGUUUUUGAGCCUAUGGGGCCUUUGAAUAGUGUUUAUUAUGAUGAUGCGGGAAAACAUAUUUUUACCCUCAGAUCAAGAGGGACAAUGGGUGUGAAUGUCAAAUCUGUUGUAAAUGACGUGGCAUUAAACUUUCGUAUAGACGAUCGGGGUGAAAUUUUGAGUAUCAAAUUUUCUGAGGAUAACGAAAUUCUUGGUAUACAACGAAGUCUUCAAUCUGUCGAUUUCCUGAACUUUAAGAAUCACUGUCCUAAUGGUGUACAGUAUUCCCAGACUUGCAGAAAUAAAUCAGCGUCACUUCUCGGGUUUGUAUGGUGUUCCAACCACGAAGUCCUUUUCGUCAGUAAUGAACAGCUUGAACUGUAUCAAGUUUUGGCUGAAAAGAAUACAGUGCGCUUGAAUAAAUGCUUACCCCUAAACACAAAUUGGUUCUUAUGGAAUGUCGAUACUCGUAUUUGUCUCACUUUUGGUUCAGAAGAAAGCUUACACGUUUUUAAUCUAAAGACAUCAGGCACAAUCUCAAAAGGACCAAAGUUUCAACUGUCUGAGACAAAGGAUAUGAAUGGUGUUGCAACAUCGCUCGAACACAGACACAGCUUUUUAGCUUUGCUGUACGGCAAUUUGUAUUUUUGUACUCUUCGCUACUUAAGUCUGAAUAACAAUCGACGUCUAACUCGAACUGUCUGUUUCUAUUCACUAGAUAUGGAGAAUCCUGUUUCAUUGACACAUGUUGUACUUUUGGAUUCUGAAGAUUGUGUAUCGUUUAGUGUAUUGGAUGACUUAUUCAUGGUACACUACCAAAAUAAGAAGGUCUCUUCAGUUUAUGAUAUUGCUCUUAUGGGUACUAUGCAUAAUAACGUUAACACCACAAACCAAUUUUGUGUGACAUGUUAA